Molecule: messenger RNA, 661 nt
Organism: Cotesia glomerata
Lineage: Eukaryota; Metazoa; Arthropoda; Insecta; Hymenoptera; Braconidae
Exons: 2
Coding region: 148-453 (101 amino acids)
Source: RefSeq, a predicted model, not a curated record
GUUUUCGAUAUAAGGGAGGGUUAAAUAACCAUUUAAUUCAGUUUGAGUUUGACAGUCAGCGUGAAAAGAAGUUAAUUAAUAAAAAGCGUUUGUUCAGAAUACAGAAUUCAAUUCUAAACAUUUUGGGUAAAAAAAAUACAAACCAUUAUGGACGAUAAAAUGACUGUUAAAAAAUCAGCCCUUCAAUUAGAAAAAGGUGACUCAGAAUCAAAAAUCGUAAGUACAUCACAGCAACAACAGCAGCUUUGUCACAAUGAAAAGGCAUUUGUACAACUUCAAUACUAUUUAUUGUGGUUAAUGAGAACAGAGAAAAGAAUGCACGAUACAAAUGAAUCGAAUUUUCAGUUUUGGAGUCUGGUUAGUUCGCAUUACUUAACAACGUGUAAUAACUUGAUGAAAGUUGUAAAUGCUGAUUUUGGGUAUUGUUUAUCCCUUCAAGGUAUCUAUAUCUGAAAGGUAAUAAUAUUUAUACAUAAUGACUUAUCAUUCUUCGAUGAUAAAUUCUAGUUAUUGGUGAUGAUAAAAUCUCUGAAGUAUUAAAAGUAAGAUGCCGUAUGCUUGAUUCAUAUGAACUGAUGAUGAUAAUUAGUCAAUCUCUACAACGUAUUCAUUUAACUUUUAUAAAAUUUAUAGAACAAAAUAAAUUUUGCUGGAAAUUCCA